UCUGCCGCCGCGUGAGCUCGCUACAGACGCUUAAUAGUCUUAUUUUUAUUAUAUACAUCUCGUAUUUAUCUUUUUAUUAUUUUGUUCCGAGACUCCAUUAUAUUCUUAACAUUUAGGGAAAAUGGCUGACACAAAAGUCGAUACUAGCUCGGAAGUCUCCGCCAAGGACCUUAAAGAAAAGAAACAGGUUGAGGAGGCAGAAAACGGAAAAGAUGCCCCUGCUAAUGGAAAUACAGAAAACGAGGAGAAUGGUGAUGCAGAAAAUGAAGUAGAUGAGGAAGAUGAUGAUGUGGCUGAAGAAGACGAGGAAGAUGAUGGAGAAGGUGAUAAUGAUGAUGAAGAUGAUGAGGCUGAGGGUGGCACAGGAAAACGAGCAGCUGAGGAUGAUGAUGAUGAUGAUGAUGAGGUAAUUUCCACUAUAUCAGUGGAAUCCUUCGAUAAGUGUAAAAAUCUGACCUUAUAAACUACAGUGUUUUAACUCUGCUUGGCCACAUUUUUUUAGGAUGUUGUUGAAACCAAGAAGCAAAAGACUGAUGUGUAAGAAGCUACUUUGUUGGAAAUCUUCUCAUCCCUCCUUGUCCACUGGAGGAGCAAAAACAUGGUCAUCAUCAAGUAGAGUCCACCAUCCAUGUACACAAACACCUAACUGCAGAUUUUGUAGAAACAACCAAGACUUCAAAGCUCUACCUUCUUACAAAAUACUUUAAAAGGAAAAAUUUGUUUGUAUUUUUAUUUACAUUUUAUAUUUUUGUACAUAUUUUUAGGAGGUCAGCCAUUUUUGACCGUGAUCUCUGGUUACCAAACGGUGCUUUGAAGUUGAUGCUUCUCGAUGAAAUGGAUUUUACUUGUGGUUGGACCAUGUCAUGUUAUCUCAACGGAAACUUGUAAAAAUUAAGCAAAAAAGGAAAUUAAAAAUUGCAGAAAACGUACAAAAAAUAAACAAAAAACAUUAAUUAAAAGCAUUCCAGUAACUUUGUGUAUGUACAUCAGUUGUAUCAUACGUAGUUGGAUUGUAUGAGAGGGCAAGGCCAAAAGAAAAUUUUUUUUUUUUCUUUUCUUUCUUGUCUAUUAAAUUGCUUGAUGUAUGUGUGAAAUUUGUUGUGCGACAAUAAACCGAAAAUUUAUUUUUUGAGUUCUUAAUUUUUUUUUAUUUUUUUUUUUUUAUUCUUUUAUGAUUUUUAAUGAGUUUUUUAAUGUAGGAGCUGUAUAGGCAAGAAUAAUUGAACCAGCAUUAUCUUCAGAUGCAGUUCAUGUUUUUUCAUCAGCCUGUCAAAAGUAAAUGUACAUCAAUGUAAAUUAUUCAGGCCUUUGAGACUCCAAGAUCUGGUAUAAAUUAUAUUGUGUUAAAUAAAA
Molecule: messenger RNA, 1353 nt
Organism: Carassius carassius (crucian carp)
Lineage: Eukaryota; Metazoa; Chordata; Actinopteri; Cypriniformes; Cyprinidae
Product: prothymosin alpha-A-like
Exons: 4
Coding region: 122-463 (113 amino acids)
Biological process (GO): positive regulation of transcription by RNA polymerase II; negative regulation of apoptotic process
Cellular component (GO): nucleus
Molecular function (GO): histone binding
Source: RefSeq, a predicted model, not a curated record